CCCGCUUCAGACAUGACACCGGCCGAACCCUCCAAAACAUCACCAGAAGAACAACGCGCUGAAGCUGACAAGCUCGUCGCGGAGGGUAAGAAAGCUAUCGCUCUGAGAAAGUGGGAGGAGGGAGUUGGAAAAUAUGGUCAAGCUUUGGACAUCAUGCGAGGACUGGUAGGAGAGUUUGAUCCUGCUAUGGCCCCUCUUCUCCUCAGCUACGGAAAGGCAUUGUACGAACUGGCCGUUUCAACACAAGGUGCAUUAGGGAAAGAAGAAUUGGAUAAACAAGCUGUCGCACAAAUGGAAGAAGAAUCAUCCGGAAAUCUCAUAAUCUCAGCCGACAUCGAAGACGAUCAAACUCCCGUCGACCCAAUCGACGACGACGACGCACCAGAAGAGGAAGCACCUCAAGAAGAAGGUGAAGAUUUGGAAGAUGAUUUCAACGCCGCUUGGGAUGUUUUAGAUAUGGCUAGGACGAUAUAUGAGAAGAUGGUGAAAGAUUCGGAAAGUGAGGAUGUCAAGUUGAAUUUGGCUCAAUGUUAUGUCGCUUUGGGUGAUGUGAGUUGUGAGACUGAAAACUUCGUUCAAGCAGUACAAGAUUACACUUCCGCACUUAACCUUCAAACCCCACUUCUACCCCCUUUCUCCCGAGUACUAGCAAGUGUACAUUAUCAACUUUCCUCUGUCCUUGAAUUCGUCCCUGAUCGUAGAGCGGAAGCUUUAGAUCACGUACAUUCCGCUUUAAAAGGAUUUCAAGCUCGUCAAAAAAACGAAACUUCAUCAAAAGAUCAGAAUGCAAGUGUUGAAGGAGAAAUAUCAAAAAUGUCAAUUAAAGAACUUGAAAAUGAAUUGAAAGAUGUCGUUUCACUCAUUGAUGAUUUAGAAGCCAAAAUUGAAGAAUUGAAAUCUGCACCUGAACCAACGGAUUUCGUAAAAGAAAGUAUCACACAUUUAUUGGGAGGUUUAGAUUCUGGAUCUUUACCUUCUUCUUCUUCUUCUUUCCAUGAACAAAAUGAAAUCAAAGUUAACGAUUUAAGUGGUUUAGUAAAGAAGAAACCUCCCAAGAAGAAUAUCCAAUCGACACCAAUGUCCAAUUCAGUGCCUUCUGCUUUUCCUGCUAUCAUUUCAGACAAAGCUGGUGUUGAAUUUGCGGCUGGGGAGGUCAUAUCAGGACGAGAGGGAAAGAAUGGGAUGACGUCGGAGGUGGAAGUAAAGAAGGAUGGAGAGAAGGAGGGGAAAGUGGAGAGUAAUGAGGAGAAAGUGGUUAAUGGAGAAGAUGAAUUUGGGGAGAAGAGGAAAGCGGAGCAAGAGGAAUUGGUUAAAAACAAGAAAAUCAAAUUGUAA
Tremella mesenterica DSM 1558 is the source of this 1335-nucleotide messenger RNA. RefSeq lists its product as uncharacterized. The transcript is spliced from 6 exons. Lineage: Eukaryota; Fungi; Basidiomycota; Tremellomycetes; Tremellales; Tremellaceae. Gene Ontology annotation, cellular component: nucleoplasm. Gene Ontology annotation, molecular function: histone binding. Gene Ontology annotation, biological process: DNA replication-dependent chromatin assembly; CENP-A containing chromatin assembly. The annotation marks the transcript as partial. The record is from RefSeq and is a predicted model, not a curated record.